Molecule: messenger RNA, 273 nt
Organism: Torulaspora delbrueckii
Lineage: Eukaryota; Fungi; Ascomycota; Saccharomycetes; Saccharomycetales; Saccharomycetaceae
Gene: LDB18
Product: Ldb18p
Exons: 1
Coding region: 1-273 (90 amino acids)
Source: RefSeq, a predicted model, not a curated record
AUGAGACAGUCGCACAGGUUUUGUAGGGACCUUCAGAAGCUGGAUAUAGUGUAUGAGGACUUGGUGCAGAUGGAAAGUCUGGAGAAAGUGUCGCCUGUGCAGAUUUAUCGGAUUCAAGAAUUACCAAAGUUGCUGGAAGCAUGCAGUGGCCUUUUGGUCAGGUCGUUAGCGCUGGCGCAGCGAUUCAUUGCCUGGAAUGUGCGGUCCAAUGAAUUCUUGAGUGGGUUGGACCAUAAAAUGAAGGAAUUAGAGGGCAAAAUUGAUGCUAUGUAA